Messenger RNA from Sitodiplosis mosellana (orange wheat blossom midge), 1058 nucleotides. RefSeq names its product rRNA methyltransferase 2, mitochondrial (gene Mrm2). The record is from RefSeq and is a predicted model, not a curated record. Gene Ontology annotation, cellular component: mitochondrion. The transcript has 3 exons. Lineage: Eukaryota; Metazoa; Arthropoda; Insecta; Diptera; Cecidomyiidae. Gene Ontology annotation, molecular function: rRNA (uridine-2'-O-ribose)-methyltransferase activity. The coding region runs from base 191 to 937 and encodes 248 amino acids. Gene Ontology annotation, biological process: RNA methylation.
UUACAAUUGAUAUCAUAUGGAUUUGGAUAUGGAAGUGACAGUGACAACAUGCUUCAUAACAACAUGCAUCAGGCAACACACAUUCUGCCUGUCAUAACAAACAGAUAAAUGUGCACAUCGUUCUCGACCCGGUACAUUCACACUUUACGAGUAAAUACGGUAAUUUUUAAUUAAUUUUUUUAUAUUCAAAAUGAUUUGCAAUCCCCGACUGAUUCGAAGCAUUCACACCAGCUGUGUGCAGUUGAAAAAAGUGCCGAAUAAAGCGAAAAGUCACAGUUCACAUCAGUGGCUCUCGCGACAGAUGACCGACCCAUUUGUUGAAUUGGCGAAAACGAAGAAUUAUAGGUGUCGAAGUGCGUUCAAAUUGAUUGAAAUCAAUGAACGAGCAAAAAUUCUGCAACCCGGCCAAACGGUUAUCGACUGUGGAGCUGCACCAGGAAGCUGGACUGAAAUUGCCGUGAGUGAAACAAAUGCUGAUGGAAAACAAAAGAAGAAACCAAAAGGAUUUGUGAUUGGACUUGAUUUACUCACGAUUCAUCCCAUUGAGGGUGCACAUUUGCUGAGUCAUGCGGAUUUUACCGAUACAAAAACCCAAGAUCGAAUCAGAGAGCUGCUCAAUGGGCGAAAAAUCGAUUGCGUACUUUCUGACAUGGCACCAAAUGCAACAGGAGUUCGAACUUUGGAUCAAGACAAAAUUAUGGAUUUAGUUCACAGUGUUUUACAGUUUGCUGUUCUCAUGUCAUCCGAAAAUGCCAGUUUGCUCGUUAAAAUAUGGGACAAUGGGAAUGUGAAGAAGUUUGAAGAGGUUGCACUGCGUUACUACAAGUCAAUAAAACAAAUCAAACCUGAAGCUAGUCGAGGCGAUUCAGCGGAACGAUUUUUGCUAGCCAAAGAAUUUCGUGGACUUGAAAAUAUAACCAAAUCCGAUUCCACUUAGUUUUUAUGUUAACAUCAGAGAAAAAAGAGUAUUUCGUAUUUAAUGAAAAAAGAGGAACAUGUUCAAGUUUAUUCAUUGUUUUGUUAAAUUGAGAUAAUAAUAAAUGUUUUUCAUUUGCAAA